AUGGCUUCAAUGAUGCGUAAUGAUUCCUGUCCCUGUGCUCCUGAUGAAUUACAACAACUGUUUACCGUUCCUGACACUCAAACAGCCGUUACCAAAGUAACCAAAGUCCGCAAAUAUCCACUGACCAGCGAUUUGAACCAUGAUGGUCCCUUGGAAUUUUUGAUUCCUAAUUCAAGUACAGAUUUCAUCGACUUGGCCAACAUUAGUUUGUACCUGAAGUUGAAAGUAGUCAAAGAGGAUGGGACGAAUGUCGGUGCGAAUAAAAAAGUCGGACCCGUCAACAAUUUCUUUCACUCUUUGUUUAAAGAUGUGAAAAUGCGCCUAGGAAAAGAUUCCGACACGUUGGUGACUGCAUCCUUACCCAAUUAUCCCUACAGAGCUUACUUGGAAAAUUUGCUGAGUUUUGGUCGUGGGGCCAAAAACAACCAACUCAAUCAACAAGUCAUGUGGGAGAAAGACACGGCAGGCCAAUUAGAUAGUACACAAGCCGUUCAAACUGGUGCUGGUGAUGCCAUCGUACCCGUUGUUAACCAUGGUUUGGGAGAAAGAAGAAAAAAGAUGGGUGAAAGUUCAGAGUUUGAAUUGCAGUCCCGACUACAUGUAGAUUUGUGUUUACAAGAUCGUUAUUUAAUAGAUGGUGUGGAUGUUCGCAUCCAAUUGGAAAGACAACAACCAAAAUUUUAUUUGAUGUGGAACGAAAACAACGAAGCAUACAAAGUGGAAUUGAUCAAAGCCUAUUUGGAAGUACCUUUUGUUACGCUGGCACCAUCAACCUACACACGAAUUGCUGAACAACUACAAUCGAACAACGCCAAAUAUCCACUCAAACGAGUAGUCGUCAAAGACAUCAGCAUACCCAGUCGUCGACGUUUUCACGUUUUGGAUAAUUUAUUCAUCAACGAAGUCUUGCCUAAACGUCUCAUUUUGGGUUUGGUGGAGAACGAUUCUUACGACGGCAAUUCCAUCAAGAAUCCAUUCAAGUUCCAUCAUCAUCGAUUAGAAUACAUCAAACUGAUGAAAAAUGGCGAUGUGGUGGAAGAAUAUUUCAUGGAUUUCCCAAACAAACAAGCCACAACACCAUAUUUAGAUUUGAUGAAAAGAAAUAUCAUUUUCUACAUUAUUGUAAGUAGUAAGCGAGUGAUUAUCGGUACCAGACGCUGA
Messenger RNA from Lottia gigantea (owl limpet), 1161 nucleotides. RefSeq lists its product as hypothetical. Gene Ontology annotation, cellular component: cytosol. Gene Ontology annotation, molecular function: ribonucleoside-diphosphate reductase activity, thioredoxin disulfide as acceptor. Gene Ontology annotation, biological process: deoxyribonucleotide biosynthetic process. Bases 1 to 1161 code for a protein of 386 amino acids. The record is from RefSeq and is a predicted model, not a curated record. Lineage: Eukaryota; Metazoa; Mollusca; Gastropoda; Lottiidae. The transcript is spliced from 2 exons.